ACAAACGUGUGUUCCUGUGUAGUUUGGUCAUUGUGCUCUGGUUUAACUGACUUAAUAAAAUAUUAUCCGGCAUUCAGAUACAUGCAACUUCAGGCACGUCCAUUAGAAAUAACUUUCUUUGUUGCCGUUAGUAACGGUCACGUUGCCAACAAUCGUGGUUGUUUACCAUAGAGGUCGGUGUCACUUGUCCUCGGAUCAAUGGCGUCCUGUGUAACAGAGUGGAUAACAUCUUGUUCCAACAUCAUUCUCUCUGCCACAGCAUUGUACUCUUCUUACAGAUUAUUUAAGGUAGGUGUCAUUCAGUGUAGUGCCAAAGUAAAUAAUUUACAAUUUACUAGCUUAAGCUUUUAGGGCUGAAACCAUGUCGAUUAUAGGAAAUUAUAUCGAUCUACUGAAUAAUCAACUAUGAUAACCAAGUAGCCUAACGUUACUCUUUUAAGUAAUUUUCCAAGCAAAAGUUCCAAACGUGAGGAUGGUCUACCUUUUAUUUUAUUGUAUAAUAAUGUUUAUCUUUGGUUAUUGGACUGUUGUUUGGGCAGAACAAGUAAUUUCAAUAUGGGCUCUGCAAAAUUGUGAUGGGCAUUUUUCACUAUUUUCUACUACUACGCAAGAAAAACAAUUGAAUCACAGGGCUCCUUCAGUAGGCCUCUUCCUGCUUGGACUCUCUGCAGCACUUUGCAUCUCACAUCCCUCCUGCUCGUACCUCACCUCUAUCCAGAGAGAAGCAGAGUGGGCUGGCGAGGUUCUGGCCCCAGCGCUGGUCACCUUCGACUUCCUGUGGCUCAGUGAAGACCACAACACGGCACAUAUUCUCCUGUGUGGCUCCUGUCUGCUGCUGGGAGUGUGUGACUGGCUCUCAGCAGAUGCUGUCACACUGAUGACACGCUGCCUGGGCCUGUCUUCCCUGUCCUGCUGCCUGACGGUGUGUCUGUUUGCCAGUAAUGCUUUAGGGGCCUUUGGCGGUGUGGCCCUCAGCCUCCCGCUACUUGUGGCUCAGAGGGUUGGAACAAACACUUUUGCUCCACUCUUGUCUCCAGCUGCAACUGAGGGACUCACCAAGUGGCUUUUAAAGGGCUCCAUGUCUGUUGGCUGUUGGGCCUCCACACAGGCCCUCAGCAAGUUUCUGUUGUAUGUGACUGACCAAUGUCAAAGCAAUUAUUAAUCAUUGAGCAAAAAUGGCAAACAUCUGCUUCCAUCUGCUCAAAUGUGAGGAUUUUCUGCAUUUUUCUUUGUUGCAUCAUUAUAAAUGCCUUAGGUUUAAGACUGGGAAAUGACAGGCAUUUUUUUAUUCAUUUCUUUUUAUUUAUGUCUUGUAGAAUGAAUUUAAAAAAUAAUCAAUAGAUUAAUCAAAAAUGAAAAUAAAAAUGUUUGCAGCACAAAUUCCUAAAUUAGAGGCCACAUCAACUUAAGAAUAACAUGCUUUUUCCAUAUGGAUGUUUAAGGACAGAAUACAAGCAGUUAUUAUUGAGCAAAACAAUUCGGGCUGAGAUAUAUGGAAAAAUGAAAGUCAAAUUGUCUGCAUGGUAAUGGAAAGUCAAACUGAAGCUAGCAUUUCCAAGGUAGUACCAAUUCAAUCUACUUUAUCGUAAUUUACAGUAUCUGCUUAGCAUAGACCUUGGCUGAACUUCAUUUGAACUUAGUUUAAAUAAAAGCACACAGUUAGACAAGACAUGGAUACCACUGAAAAAACUAAUUUGCAUGAGAGUACGUGAUCACAGUUUACAACUGAUAGCCCAUGGUGGCAUUAUGCAUCACUGUGAUGCAGCAAUGAACUUUUCAGACAUAUUAGAGUGCCCUGCUGACAUCUAUUAUGCUGUUCAAUUUGAAUUUAUAAUGUAGCCAGCAUGUGGGCAUUUUAAUUUGCUAUGUGAUCAUUUCAAAGAAUGUCUAGCAGGCUGUACUCAAUCUCCGGCCAGUGACACCUUCCACACAUCUUUCAAACAGUUUUAUUGUUGUUGAUUCCAAAAACCAUCAGGCUGCUUUAGAGUCUGGGUCCUAUUUGUUCUGCAGCUUCAGCAGUAUCACUGUUUAAAUAUCUGCAGUGGUCUAAGCUCUUGGGCCUGCUCCUACCUCAUCAUGCCCAUUUGUUACUUAACAGUGCGCUUCUUUAUUAUUACUUCCUUGGUUUUUGAUGGCUGUGAUGUUAACAGAAAUGACAUCAUCAGUUUAACUCUUUGUCCACAGUGUUGUCCUUGCAAGAUAAUAUUCCUCACAAAGAUGUGUAGUGGACACUGCAGAUUCUCUCUCAGGAUUUCAGAGUUGUGCGCAGCUGCCUCUACAGUUUUACUGCAGUACAUUAACAAGCCUCUGUGGCUGUGUUCCUGUCUGUGAGACAAUGCCUUUGUCAGAUCUCAGGGUACAGGUGGACAGGGACAUUUACAAGGUACUGUAUUCAAUAAUUAUGUGCACAUAUGUGAGUUUGGGGUGCCAUAAUGAUCAUGAUAAUUGUGCUGCCUGUGCUUUUUUCCGUAAUGAUUCAUCAUUGAGUUCAUGUCUUUUAAAAAUUUCACGUUUUACUUCUAUGUAUUCUUUUAUUUAAUUGCUUUUUGUAACAAAAAUAUGAAUAUGUCCUAAAGGGAAGAUUAAGUUAACAUAACUUGAAUAAAUUAUGUAAAUGUUGAUCAAAAAAACACUCCAGAUGUAAUUCCACAUUGCAUUUCAAAGAUCUCUUGGCUCAUGUUCAAGUGUCCAACUGUUGUACCAUUUAAGUCCUUGCAAACAUCUCUAUACUGUAUUUGCAAUAAGUGCAUUAUGCUGCAGUUUCUGAUUUUCAUGAGCACCUGGAACCUGACAUAGCUCAUCUACCUGUCUGCCUCUGGCCGCUGGUCUCAGCAUCAACCCCCUCCCUGGCUCAAUCAGUCCCCAUACCGAAUCUGUCACUUCAUUACUGCAGCGGAUCAGGAAACUGCACUGAGUACGUUUGCUGCAGAUGCAGCCUGUAGAUGGAGCAAAGUGGAGAGGAGGAGAAAGGGGAGGGGAGAGAACGGCAGAGAGGGAGUCACACAGGAGCUGCACACAGCGCUGGGAUGCUGUUGCAGCUCUGAGAACAAGGGCUGCAUGGGAAGGUUUGUCAUUGCCAACACAGAUGGAGUGUGAAAGGGGAAUACAAAUGACUGGGAUGUCAGAUUGCCAUCAUCAAAGAGGAAGAGAUUUGUGAUAAGGUAAAAAAAGAUAAACAUUUUAGCAAGAUCAUAGGGUGAUGGAUAAAAUAGAAGAAAAAAAGUAGUCUCUGGAGAAGUCCUGAUGUAUCGAGACCAGUUUUUACAUUAAUGCAUCCUAUGAUUAUUGACAAGACUUGAGUGUUACAGUAAUACAAGGAUAAGAAAUAGAACUUUGUCUGCUUUUCUGCUGCAUGAUUGAGAUAUAUGCGAGUUAAUCUGUCUACAGGGACUCUUGGACAGCGUAGAGAUGUACGCCUUCUACUCCCUGUUAGUCUACAUCUUCUACACUGUCUUUAAGAAGGAAGAGGAGGAUGAAGCUUUGGAGGGGGCUCAUGGAUCUUCCUCAGACGAACCAGGACCUGUUUCCAUGGAAACAGGGAGCAGGAGGAGAAAUAGCCACACCUCCAAAAUGGGUAAAAAGGCUUGUGCUCGGCUUGGUGAAUCCAGCAGUAGCAGUGACAGUGAUGAAAUGUCUCUGAGUGAUGAAGGCGAGGACAAUGGCCCAGACAUCCCAGCAUGCACUCCUCUGGCGGCUUUUCUGUCCUUCAAGCAGGAGGCCGAGAAGAAGAGGGCCUCACAGGUUCAGCUGGAAACAACAGGAAAGUUGACAGAGUCUCCCCUGGUGGCAGUGAUGUCCCACUUGCUGAGUUUUCUGGAGCAGUACUCUCACUUCCAGCAACUGCAGCAGCAGGCCGACCAGUACCGGGUGCAGCUGAAAAGGCACCGCGUUCAGCACCGCCGCCAGAUGAAGGCUCUGCGAGCGUCCUACCGCCAACGCCUCAGGGACAAGAGCAGCAUCAUCAGCAGCCUGGAGGAGACCAUCAGCCAGCAACAGACCCCCAGUCCAAUGAGCGAGGGUGAGUCCAGCAGUGAUGCAGGGACACAAGCUGGGGUUCACCGGCUGGUUGAGUCUCUGUACGGUCUACAGGGCGAGAGGAGUAAGCUGAGAGGAGAACUCCGUCUGCUGCACUCACAGCUGGAGCAGAAGGAAAGGGACAGACACUCUCGCAUACAGGCCUUUCAACAGCAGAUUGAUGAGCUCAAGAGUUGCAUAGAAGAGCGUGAGGAGGAGCUGUCAAGACUGAGAACAGCCACCGGGGCCACAGACUCAGAGAAGCGGGUUCUAUGUCUGUCAGCAGAGAACGAGAGUCUGAAGCAGAACCUGAGCGUUACCCAAGGCCUCCUACAGCAGCUGUCCACCAUCCCCUCCCAGUCCAGCACCAUGCUCAUCAAGGAGAAUGAAAACCUGCGCAGCAGAGUGCAGCAGCUGGAGAUGUCCCUACAGCAGCGUGCUGAGCAGCUGUCGCAACUGGAGCGUCAGAGCGAACAAAGCGAGUGGAGAAGAGGAGAGGAGCUGAGGAAACGAGAGGACCGAGUGAGGGAGCUCCAGCUGGAGUUGGACAGAGAGAGAGGCAAGGAGCCAGUGGUGAAGUAUGUCACCCAGACUGUGGAGGUGGAAUCACCAGCCACAUUAAAGCAGCUGACCAAAGCCAGACAGAGGAAUGAACUGCUGUCCGAUAAACUGUCCAAUCAGAAUGAGCGGUGCAAACAGCUGGAGGAACACAUCAGGAAGUCCGAUGAAUACAGCUGUAAUCUGCAGCACAAGAUUGCAGCGUAUGAGCGAGAAAUCAGUAAACUGAGAGAGGAGCUGUUGAAAGAGAUUGGCCACUUGGAGGAGAGGAAGGAGGAGGCUGUGAAGGCUGCAGCCACCUGCUCAGCCGAGCACUUUCAGAACCUGCAGGACCAAUUUUUCAGCUUGCAAAAGCGUCUGACUGCGCUCCCUCCAACUUUACGCUCCAUGAAAACAGACUACACCAGUCUGAGGAGCCAGGUUCGAAACUUCUCAGACUUUUACGGAUCGGCGAUCAGUGACGCAAAAAAACAGAUUUCAGCAGCGAUCAGUGAGAUGUCUGAAGCCAACAAAGAUCUCUUGGAGAAAUAUAGGAAGGAGGUCGCACUGCGCAGGAAGUACCACGAGCAGCUGGUGGAGCUUAAAGGCAACAUUCGCGUGCUGUGUCGUGUGAAGCCUGUGUUGAAGGAGGACCAGCAUGAGGAGGGCCAGUCUGUGGUGGUGACCACGGACCCCAACAACGAGUCCUCGCUCAAUGUGCUGAACAAAGGGAAGGGUCGCAUUUUCGAACUGGACAAGGUCUUCCAGCCUCAGGCCACACAAGAAGAGGUCUUUCAGGAGAUUGAGCCUCUUGUGACGUCCAGCAUCGAUGGCUACCAUGUCUGCAUAUUUGCAUAUGGACAGACUGGCUCUGGAAAAACCUACACAAUGGAGGGCAGUGUGGAGAACCCAGGCAUCAACCAGCGAGCCCUGAAGUAUCUCUUCAGUGAGAUCGAGGAGAGGAAGGACAUGUGGUCUUACACGGUCACCGUCAGCUCUGUGGAGAUCUACAACGAGGUGCUAAGGGACCUGCUGAGUAAGGAUGGAGAGAAACUGGAUAUUAAGAUCAACCCGGACGGAACAGGACAGCUGCACGUGCCGGGCCUCAGGGUUAUCGAAGUUAAGAGCUUUCAGCACAUCAAGAAGAUUUUAGCCACAGCCCGAAGGAACAGGAUCACCUUCGGCACUCAGAUGAACCAGCACAGCUCCCGCUCCCACGCUCUGCUCUGCAUCACCGUUCAGGGCACUGACCUUGCCACCGGGUCCAAAACCACCGGCAAGUUGAACCUGGUGGACCUGGCUGGCUCGGAGAGGGUAUGGAAGUCUGGUGCAGAGGGAGAGAGGCUGAAAGAGGCCCAGAAUAUCAACCGCUCCCUGCUGUCACUGGGAGACGUAAUUCAGGCACUGAGAGCUCGGCAGACUCAUAUCCCUUUCAGGAACUCCCGCCUUACAUACUUAUUACAAGAUUCCCUGGGCAAAGGCAGCAAGACCGUCAUGGUGGUGCAGGUAUCUGCUCUGGAGAGUAAUGUGGGAGAGACAUUGUGCUCACUGAAGUUUGCCCAGAGGGUUUGCAAGGUGGAACUGGGUCCUGCAGCCAGGAAGAUUGAAUCUGGUGGAGGACAUUACGACUGACAGCCUUGAAUCAGCCACUUCCUGUUCCCAGUGAUCACCAGGAAGCCAUGAAUCCACCAGUUUUUAAGAUUAUCACCCACCCACCCAACAAACACGCAACAGUAUCAACAAGAUGAACAGCAAUCCUGCUCAAGGGCUAAAUCUGUGGAGGUCUGUGUGGCACCCGAACGCCAACCUUUGAUUGAGGUUAGGUAUCGAGGCCUCCUCUUUGCCAUUCUGACAAGUGAUAACCCAUUACCAUUAGCUAAUCUGCAUGCAGGAGUAUGUAUUCUUCCACUCUAAAUGCCAGAACAACCUCUGACUACAAUAGCUCAGUUUCCUUUUAUUAAAUACUAAAAUCCAGGAUUUAUCUUAUCAGCUUUUCAUCACAGUAUUUAGAGCAUCAUGUUUAAACAGGUUCAACCAGCUUCCAGAGCAACAUCAACACUUCUGUUUUUGCAGUAUUAACCAUCUUGUUAUAAAUGUCUGUAGUUUGUGAGCUUCAUCUCCAAUGUUGUAUAUUUUGGAAGAUGGUAGUAUGUAGGAGAAGCUGUUUUGUUGUAAAGGUAUGGCUAUAUAUCAUUUCAACAACACUUAAGUCACAUUAAGUGUAGUUUUUGUGAAUUAUGUUAUUUUUCCAGAAAAGCUUUUUUUCGUUUCUCUUUUCGCCUUCUGAGAACGGAGGAAAGCGGUUGGCAGGUGGCCUUGUAUUAAGAGUGGUUACAUAAUGAACUGUGCAAUACUCUCCUUAUUAAGGAGACAGUCUGGGCCUAUGUGGACAGAAGAUGCACUUUAUUGUGGAAUAAUGGAGCAUUUAAGUUCAGAACAGGUAUUUAGGUGCUUGCAAUAUAUAUCACUAGUAUGUCAUACCAAAAACAGCAUAUUGUUAUCUGUUCAUUGUUCCUCUAUUUAUCACCCAUUGGAUCAAAGCUACAUUGAUUCAAAAGUAGCAAGUCAUUAAUGUUACAGUAACUAUCAUGAGUACAUAGGGGUCAAUUGAUUAUGACUAGAGAGUGCAUUUUCAGAUUUUCUGAAUAAAUGUGAUGUAUUUAAAAAGUAUCUUUUGUCUUAUUGGAUGCUCCGCGGCAAAACAAUUAAAUAAUUAGGCGUGACACGUAACAGCAACAGCUAUCCCUUGAACGUCUCUGGAUGUAGGAGGCCAUUUUUGCCAAUUUGGCAAUCAAAUGGGUAGGACUGCUUUAUGAAAAUACUUAUGUUUUUUAAUUCAUUACUUUAUUAUUUUAUGUUUUUGUGUCACUGUGAUGAAGUAUUUCUUUCCAUACUGUACUAUUUUACAAUAUAUAUCUAUAUCAUGAUAUAUUACAUAUGCCGUGAUAUGAUUUUAUCCAAAUCGUACACCCCUACUUUCAAAUAAAGGCAAAAUUCAUGAUUAUAAUCAGGCUUUUGAAAAAUUGACAUUAUU
Messenger RNA from Perca flavescens (yellow perch), 7585 nucleotides. Its product is annotated as kinesin-like protein KIFC3. Gene Ontology annotation, biological process: microtubule-based movement. Gene Ontology annotation, molecular function: microtubule binding; microtubule motor activity; ATP binding. Gene Ontology annotation, cellular component: microtubule cytoskeleton. Lineage: Eukaryota; Metazoa; Chordata; Actinopteri; Perciformes; Percidae. The transcript has 20 exons. Bases 3409 to 6183 code for a protein of 924 amino acids. The record is from RefSeq and is a predicted model, not a curated record.